Messenger RNA from Scleropages formosus (Asian bonytongue), 1266 nucleotides. RefSeq names its product chimerin 2 (gene chn2). The record is from RefSeq and is a predicted model, not a curated record. The transcript is spliced from 7 exons. Gene Ontology annotation, biological process: signal transduction; regulation of GTPase activity. NCBI's taxonomy places the organism in Eukaryota, Metazoa, Chordata, Actinopteri, Osteoglossiformes, Osteoglossidae. The coding region runs from base 28 to 1029 and encodes 333 amino acids. Gene Ontology annotation, molecular function: GTPase activator activity.
CACCCGGAGUCCCUCCAUCGUGAGGAGAUGGAGCCCCUGCCCACCGAGGGGCCCCGGUCCGGUUGCGUCGCGGCGCCCAUCAAGCCCAAACGUGAAGGCUCCCACCAGGAUCUGCUGACUUUCACGCUGGGUAUGAAACUGUGCAGCAGGGGCACAGUGCUAUGGAAGCCCUUCAGGCUGCUCACCUACCCACAGCUCACCUCCUCCCUGGAGAAGCGAGGCACCCUGACCGAGAGCGAGAGGCAGCAUCGCUAUGAGAAGGCUCACAACUUCAAGGUACACGCCUUCCGCCGGCCGCACUGGUGCGAGUACUGCACCAACUUCACGUGGGGUUUGACCAUCCAAGGGCUCCGUUGCUCAGAUUGCGGACUGAACGUGCACAAGCGGUGCUCCCAGCUGGUGUCCAGGGACUGCCAGCCGGACCUGCGCCACGUAAAGAAGGUCUUCGGCUGUGACCUCACCACCCUGGUCAAGGCCCACAAGACAGAGCGCCCCAUGGUGGUGGAUAUGUGCAUUCGUGAGAUAGAGCAGAGAGGACUGAAAUCCGAAGGGCUCUACAGGGUGUCUGGAUCCGCAGAGCGCAUUGAAGACGUGAAGCUGGCCUUUGAUCGAGACGGAGAAGAGGCCAACAUCAGCGCAGCUAUGUACGCGGACAUCAACGUCAUUGCCGGGGCAUUGAAGCUCUACCUGAGAGAGCUACCCACCCCUGUCAUCACGUACGAUGCGUACCCCAAAUUCAUGCAAGCAGCAAGAACAACAAGUCUGGACAUCCGACUGGAAGCUGUUCGCCAAGGCCUACUGUUGCUGCCACCAGCCCACCGUGAAACUCUCCGCUACCUGCUAACACACCUGAAGAGGGUUACCAUGUUUGAAAAGGACAAUUUUAUGAACGCGGAGAACCUGGGCAUCGUGUUUGGACCAACAUUAAUGCAGCCUCCAAACGAAAAUGCCCUGGAAACCUUGAACGAUAUGCAGUAUCAGAAAGUAAUUGUCCAGCUCCUGAUUGAGCAUGAAAAUACACUGUUUUAGAGUUUCGACGGAAUCCGCUAUCAGGCUAUGAUAUUGAAUGCCUUUGUUUCAUUAUGAAAAUGUUUGUUAAUUUCCUAUACAGGAAUAUCACUCUGAAAGUGUAUUCUCAGAAUGAGAUUGUUCAAGGAGAUGUUUAAUUGUACAGUAUAUGGACUGGUUUUUAAGAGUUAAGUUUCUGCUAUAAAUCCAUCCAUUGUCAACAACCGCUUGUCCCGAGCACGGUCGUGGUGGGCCGGA